Messenger RNA from Triplophysa rosa, 1151 nucleotides. RefSeq names its product thymidylate synthetase (gene tyms). The transcript is spliced from 7 exons. Lineage: Eukaryota; Metazoa; Chordata; Actinopteri; Cypriniformes; Nemacheilidae. Gene Ontology annotation, cellular component: cytosol; mitochondrion. Gene Ontology annotation, molecular function: thymidylate synthase activity. Gene Ontology annotation, biological process: dTMP biosynthetic process. The record is from RefSeq and is a predicted model, not a curated record. Bases 103 to 1050 code for a protein of 315 amino acids.
UAAAGUGGAAAUCUAGUCUUUGUGGGCACUUGUGCGCGCUGCAGUGCAGAAUUCAACUGGUUUGUUCUUUUAAUCAAGCGCAGUCUCUUGCAGAAGUACACAAUGCCCGGCACAGCAGAAGAAAUAUCAAAUGCCGCAGACGACGAGAAAGAAAACUCAGGAGAGCAGCAGAAGGUUUUCUCUCAUUUCUGUGACGAGCGCGGGUAUCUGGAUCAGAUCAAAUACAUCCUGCAGUGCGGCACGCGCAAAGGAGAUCGGACCGGGACCGGUGUCAUUUCUGUUUUCGGCUCACAGGCGAGAUACAGUCUGAGAGAUCAGUUUCCUCUGCUGACAACCAAAAGAGUUUUCUGGAAAGGCAUACUGGAGGAGUUGCUUUGGUUUAUCAAGGGUUCCACAAAUGCCAAAGAACUGUCCGAGAAGGGCGUGAGAAUCUGGGAUGCCAACGGAUCCAGGGAAUUUCUGGACAACAGCGGCUUCACGGAUCGAGAGGAAGGAGAUCUGGGCCCGGUGUACGGCUUCCAGUGGAGACACUUUGGAGCGGAAUACAAUGACAUGCACACCGAUUACUCUGGCCAAGGGGUUGACCAGCUGCAGAAAGUCAUCGACACCAUCAAGUCAAACCCGGAGGACAGACGGAUCAUCAUGUGUGCCUGGAAUCCCAAAGAUCUCCCUCUGAUGGCACUGCCACCGUGUCAUGCAUUAUGCCAGUUUUACGUAGCCGACGGUGAGCUGUCAUGUCAGCUGUAUCAGCGUUCUGGAGACAUGGGACUUGGCGUGCCUUUCAACAUCGCCAGCUACGCCCUGCUCACCUAUAUGAUCGCCCACAUCACUGGACUCAAGCCGGGAGAUUUUGUGCACACGAUAGGCGACGCGCACAUCUACGCGAAUCACAUCGAGCCUUUGAAAGAGCAGCUUCAGAGAGAGCCACGGCCGUUCCCCAAGCUCAAGAUCAGACGCAGAGUCGAACGGAUCGAUGAUUUCUGUGCAGAGGAUUUUGAGAUCUGUGACUAUAACCCUCACCCCGCAAUUAAGAUGCAAAUGGCUGUUUAGACUUCACAACGGUCUUAAAUGCACUUUGUGUUUUAUACAAACAUUUUAAAUAUAUGUUUUCAUAUGAAAUAAAAGUUUUUUAAAUAAGGAAAAUAUUUAUG